AUGAACGUUCCCGCUGAGGUAUAGUUUUAAGAUACAAUAACGAAAAUGUAAGAUAAUACGAAAAUCAACAAAACGUAUAGCAGGCGAAAAAAAAGGAAAGAUAGGAGAGAAACGAAAAAAAAAAAUCAUGAAAAAAUUUUGAACUGAGGAUUUUGGCGCCUUUUCAUUCGAUUUGCAAACGCCGCAUCGUUUUCUCCGCAGAUAGGACACGGCCAUUUCUUUCAAGUUCAAUUUUUAUUUUUGUACUAGAAGCUUGAUGCCGUGUUCAAAGUAAUUUCCGCGAAAUGCAAAAUGGUCUCUGACUCUCCAAAAUUUAGUGAUCUUUUCCUUUCUCUAACGGGUAUUUUGCAUUUCGCGGAAAUUACUUUGAACACGGCAUGAAUUUUCAAUUGUGCAAUUCUUGUUCAGGAUGAUGCUAAAUGUGUAGGCGUCAAAUUGAAAUCGAAACCUCAUAAGACGGCUCAGCUCUCUCCGCAGCAAGAAAUUUUAACACCGCCCGUAUCUGAAGUCAAGGUUUUAAUGCAAUUGCAACACUUGUUUCCUAAAGUAUAUAUUUUAGCAUACCAGUCGUGGCUCAGAAUCUCUCCACGGAACAUCCGAAAAUGUGACGCUGCAUAGCUCUUUUUCUGGAGAGGAACAGUCCAUUUCGAAUGACAAGGUUGAAGGAAAGGUUUUUCAUGAGAUUUUAUUUAUUUCAGAAGCUUGUUGAACUUCUCCGAGAACGUAAUCAGAUCUCUACCCUUCCUGGUGGCGAAAAGUUGGACAACCUGAAAAAAUUGCUUGACAAAGGUUUUUGAAUCUUUCUGUGAUGAUUUUAUUUAUUUUCUUUCAGAGAUUGCAAGUUUAUCUUUGAAAGCGAGAGACGAAGAAAUUUACGAUGAAAAUCGAGUUUCCAUUGAGACGAGGUCGGAAGAGAAAAAAAUAAUGGUUUCUGAAACACUUAUCGUUCCAGUUGAUAAAUAUCCAAGGGUUCGUAAAAGUUUGAAUUUUUUUUUUCAAUAUAUGACUUACAGUACAAUUUUGUUGGGCGAAUCUUGGGACCCCGGGGAAUGACUGCGAAACAAUUGGAGAGGGACACUGGCUGCAAGAUUUUUGUCCGAGGAAGAAACACUGCGAAACAAGUUUUGAAAAUGAGAGAGGAAAUCUGAUCGGAACAUUAGAAUGGACAGGGAAACGUUGGUACGAGUCCAAUCUCUCAGAAUUCGACGACCAACGAACCGUUGAAUAUUUACAUUGAGAGCUGUGAUUUUCCGAAGAAAGCCGAGCAAAAACUCGCCAACGCCGUGUCGAUCGUCAAGCAGCUGUUGUCUCCGCCGGUCGGUUUCAGGAAGAAAACGUUUUUGAAAAUGAAUUUUUUUGAAGCUUUUUUUUUUCAUUUUUUCAUUUUUUGCUCUGAAAAAAUGGCUCCAAAGAUGGAUUUUCAUGUCUCAGGCUGAUGGUAAAGAUGAGCUGAAACGGAAGCAGUUGGUCGACAUUGCCAUCAUCAACGGAACUUUCCGUCCAACUCCAGCCACAGCUUUUGCUCUGCGUUAGUUUCAAAGAAAAAAAUCCCGGUAACCCAGAAUUUUCAGAAAAGCCGCCAGCGCAGGCCUCGUCGCACCUAAGCACCCCGUCGACGACGGAGGAAACGAAUCCGCGUCGCCCGGCCGUCUACAGGAUUCCGCAGCAGGAGCGUUCGUGGCUGUCGCCGUUCUUCGACGCGACUCCGCCCCACACGCGACGCCCCUCUUCGCGACAACUCGUGUCGCAGAUCGUCACGCAGACGCGACGUGCCAGCGACAGCGUCGUCGCCGAAUCGUCUGCAACGUCUCCACUCUCUUCUGAAGCCAUCGACGAGUCGCUCAAGUGUGUCUGGAAGUUGUAGACCCUUCUUUUUUCUCUUCUCCUCCUGUUCUCUCUCGUUUCCGACAUGGCCUAUCCUACUGACUAAUAAAUUUGGUCCUCUUUUAUGAAAGAUUUGUAUUGAUUUGAAUGGUACUGUGAAGUAGAAAUGUUUUACAGAGUUGCCAAUAGUCUGCUCAAUUCGCACAAACUUGUCCCCAACGUACAUUAUCCGGCUCGGAUUCGCAAUAUCGCCCGAGUGCAACCGACUCCGGCCAGGUUUUGUAAAAAACUCGAUAUCGAGAAGAUGUUUCGAAACAUUCAAAAAGGCUUCAGCCGCUUUUUCCAAAAUAAGAACUUCGACUCUUUUUCAAAAUUACAGUAGAAUUAGUUUCUGAGGAGAAAAUAAUAAGUAUGGGAUCUUCAUUUUUAUAAUUUAAAAAAAUCUAUUCGAUACCAAAAAAGCGCCUUUUCCAGAUCAACUCAUGCCAAUCGCGCUCCUUUUUGGCUUUUUUGA
Caenorhabditis auriculariae is the source of this 2338-nucleotide messenger RNA. The record is from the annotation of a GenBank genome assembly. NCBI's taxonomy places the organism in Eukaryota, Metazoa, Nematoda, Chromadorea, Rhabditida, Rhabditidae.